Messenger RNA from Lineus longissimus, 1758 nucleotides. RefSeq names its product leucine-rich repeat-containing protein 74B-like. Bases 1 to 1758 code for a protein of 585 amino acids. The record is from RefSeq and is a predicted model, not a curated record. NCBI's taxonomy places the organism in Eukaryota, Metazoa, Nemertea, Pilidiophora, Heteronemertea, Lineidae. Gene Ontology annotation, molecular function: protein binding. The transcript is spliced from 13 exons.
AUGACAACAGGUCAUGUGACGUUAAGGAGAUCACGAUGGAACUCUCUCAUACCUGACUAUGAUAAGAGAGUCAACCUCGAUAGUGUUGAGGAGUAUGACACAGACCUGGAGGUGAGGUCAGAAGAAGGGAGGAACAUCAAAGCUGACCCUGCCAUUGGCAUCUAUGCCUACCAGAAAAGUUGUAAGCGGUUGGGUACGCCGCCGCAGAGGAAGGUGCAGGAACGACUCAUGGCGAAGGAAAUGGAUCUGAAGUCGCGAGUCCUCGGAACUAUGGCGACGAGAGCAAUCACGACAGCGCUAACUAAGAAUACCCGAUUGGAGAAGGUGGACUUAAGUGAUAACUCGAUCGGGGAAGAAGGCGCCCUCUACGUGGCAGAUAUGCUCUGCGAAAAUGAUUACAUCACCGAAAUAGACCUCUCUCAUAACCAACUUGGGACACGCGGGGCCAUCGCCCUCGGGCAAAUGAUGAGGGAGAAUAGAUCUCUACAGUAUCUUAACCUAACAGCCAGUAACUUCGGUGAAGAGGAUGCAAGAUACAUUUCUAUCGGAAUAGCUAGUAACGACAGUAUCACCCAUCUUAACCUAAGCCAUAAUAAUUUCUCCGAAGAAGGUGCCCAAUAUAUAGGGAAGAUCAUAGCACAAAAUAUUUGCAUGACGCAUCUUGAUUUGAGUUGGAACAAGAUACGACGGAAGGGUGCUGUGACUCUGUGUAAGGGACUAGAGCUGAAUUGUGUUCUAACUUCUGUCGACCUCUCAUGGAAUGGUUUCGGUUACGAAGGCGCGCUCGCCAUUGGACAAUUGCUAAAGAAGAAUAAGACAAUACUGGAACUGAACCUGAGUAAUAACAGGAUCAACUGGCAGGGGGCGCUAUUUCUAAUGUCGGGGUUGAAAUGGAACAGGACCUUGGAGAUAUUGAGGCUUGGGAAGAACCCCCUCACCACGACAGGAUGCAUGGACCUGCUGGAAGGCCUCUCACACCCGGAGAGUAAAGUUUAUUAUCUCGACCUCACAGACGUGCCAGUGAUCAGCGCAUUUGAGAUGAUGGCGGAGGCAAUACGCAUCUCUCGGCCGUUCGAUUUCAAACAUGGCGGAGUUGUUAUGUCACAUGAUACGCUCGGCGAAAGACACGAAAAAUACAAGGACCCGAUGCAGCGAGUGAUAGAGUAUAUGCAAGCCAAUGAGAUUCGUCCACUCGAGAUGUUUCGGGCCUUUGACAAGUCAGUUAACUUCAAGAUGGGCAAAAAAGCAUUUCAAGAGAGGUUGAAAAAAACUGGUCUUCACUUCACUCAUGGUGAUAUAGAUGACUUGAUGCGUGCCUUGAAGAAGGCAGGGGGUGACGACCUCGGCAGUACAAAGGGCGUCACUUAUGCAAAACUCUCCCGUGGCGUCAUGAAUCAGAAACUGGUCGAACGUGAGGAGAAGAAGCGUGCUAUCAUGGAGGAAGAGAAACUAAAGCGCUACCACAAAAAUCUUCUCAACCCUUCACUGCCACCUAUCAACGUAGACGAAACUAUAGAGACACUUGAGACGGCGCGGUCUGCCACGCCGACGUCGAUGGGCGCAGUGAUGGUCCCUGGGAAGGGGAUUCAGACCCCGGUCAACCCCCCUGCCCUGGCCAUGGCUGUGCCCAAAGCAAGGCCCAAGAGUUCGGGGAUGGUUUCGAUGUCGGUACCGCUCGGGGGAGGGAAGAAGAAGAAGAAGAAACCGGGAAAACGAAAGUCUGCGAAGAAAAAGUCAUGCGCUUCGAAAAAGAAAUAA